GACAUCCGCCUCUCCGUCACAUCAGCAGAGUCUCCAUCACCGUCUCCAACUACGCUGAACUCCUGCCGAGAAGCGACUGUACAAAACAGAAAUAAAAAACAGAAACUGCGUCUCAUCCGAAGACUGUCAUCAAUCAUCUUCAUCAUCGGACAUGACGGCCCCGAGUCAGCGCAGAUACACUUUUGAGGAGUACAAGGACACAGCAGACUGGCUGAUGACCAAUACCCAGCACCGUCCUAAAGUGGCCAUCAUCUGUGGUUCAGGCCUGGGCGGUCUUGCUGACCUGCUGGAGGACAAAACUGCGUUCGCAUAUACAGAUAUUCCACGUUUCCCCACCAGCACUGUGCAGGGUCAUAGUGGUGAGCUGGUGUUUGGCCGGCUGCAGGGCUGCGAGUGCGUCUGCAUGAAGGGCCGGUUCCACUUCUACGAGGGCUACGACAUACAAACGGUGACAUACCCGGUGCGAGUCUUCUUCCUGUUGGGUGUGGAAACUCUGAUCGUGACGAACGCAGCAGGGGGGCUCAAUGGCACCUACAACGUGGGGGACAUCAUGCUCAUUAAGGAUCACAUCAACAUGCCGGGCUUUGCAGGGCAGAACCCUCUGUGCGGGCCCAACGACGAGAGAUUCGGAGUGCGUUUUCCUUGCAUGUCAGACGCAUACGACCGUGACCUGAGAGCACUGGCCAAGAAAACAGCAGAGGAACAGGGCUGCAACGGCUUCCUGCAGGAAGGGGUUUACUGCAUGCUGGCCGGACCGACAUAUGAGACCAUAGCAGAGUGCAGAGUCCUGCAGACUCUCGGGGCUGACGCUGUGGGUAUGAGCACAGUCCCGGAGGUGGUGGUGGCUCGUCACUGCGGCCUGCGCGUCUUGGGUCUGUCCCUCAUCACCAACAAGGUUGUGGCGGAUUACAACAGCAAAGAGAAAGCAAACCACGGGGAAGUGCUGCUGACUACCCAGCACCGGACCCAAGACCUUCAGAGGCUCGUCAGUCACUUGGUCAGCAAGUUGCGGUAACCAGGAUGUAAAGCCAGACAGUUUUACGGGCUAUUCAGAGCUUUGAACAAAAAGAAAGAAAUCUGCAGAUAGUUUUACAAGUUGAAGGAUAGAGAGAGGAUUACAUGUUAUUGGGUAUUUCAGAUGGUGCAUCCGUAGAGGGUUCUAGGGUGGAGGGCACAGUAAAGAAAUAUAAUAUAUAUAUAUAUGCCAUAGGACAAUGAAGGGUGAACUUGACGUAAGGAAAUGUGGAGAAUGCAGACAUCGUUUCAUAACAACAGUUAAUGGACAUGUCUAAAAUCUGUGCACUCGCUUUUGUUGUUGGUUUGUUUAAAUCUAAAUUAUUACGAGAGCAAAGAUCAUGACAUAUAAUCACAGUAAUACCGUUUCAAUAUUUAUAAUGAAUGUAUUCCCAUUGGCCCUGGAACAGGGAAUAAUCAUUGUAACGGUAUUGCAGCAGAGGCUUUCUGUACAACUGAACAUUGGUGUUUCUGGGUGUUUCUCCCAGAGCCUGUCAUGAUCAAAACAAAUCUGUAGGGCAUUUCUCACAGCUGAACCAUCGAAGUGCAUUGAAACUGUCUACUGAAUACGAGACCUUAAGGCCAGAGAUGUAUUUGCUUUUAACCAUGCAUUUGCGGGUGAAUGUUUGCUGCCAUUUUUUUUCUUUUCUCUUCUAAUGUACGUAGAACCACACUGUAGCCGACACUGAAUUGAAUGAGACUGUGUCAUGUAGCGCCGAUCAGCCAUAACAUUAAAACCAUAAACAGGAGAAGUAAAUAACAUUGGCAACUCAUGUUCUGCUAGAAAACCUUUGGACUUUGGUAUUCUUAGACAUGUACCAGCCACCUAGACCAGACCAGGCACCUCCACCCGCAGGAUGCAGCCUGACACAGACACACACACAAAACGGUUUAGGGACAACUUAAAAGAACAGAACAACGGCACCAAGUGUUGACCUGGCCUCCAAAUUCACUAGAUCCCAAACUGAUCAAGUAUCUGUGAGGACGAUCCAUAGAGGCUCCUCCUCUCAGCCCAUAGCAACCAAAAAAACCCUAUAACAACAAUAAAUAAUAGUUUGGAAUUAAUAAUGAGCAUUGUUUACACAACAAGUGUUUGGCGUAGAUCUAGCAAAUAAAACCCAAGUCUUUCAUAUCCUAUUCUCAUAUCCUUUUCGUACGGGCAGGAGAAGUGAAUGGUAGAGUGGUAAAGUUCUAGGGCAAUUCGGGAAUAAGAAUGGAGUUAUUGUGAAGACCGAGUUUCAGUACCAUUUUAGAUGUUGACAUCUGAGACUGUGACAGGAGGGUGUUGGAAGUUCUGAUGGUGCGUCUCGUGCACUAGUCACCCAACGUUUUUUUUUUACUGUAAUUUACUGCAAAAAAAUGAAGCUGCUAAUAACAGUAAUGUUCUCUACGGCCUCUCCCGUGCCCUCUAGUGGGCUCUUCCAGCUACAUGAUUCACGAUGACUACGCAAAUGCAUGGCUAAAAAUAAAGUUUAUCUCCAUCCUGGGACUUUAUUGGGCUGACAGUGUAAAAAGUAUUGAGUUUUUACCUCAGUUUAGGAGUACCGACCGGUGCUCCAUACUCAUUUGUUACACUCUUUACGUCUUAUUUACAUUCAGCCUGGGCAAUGUAUACGCCCUCUACCUGCGGAUGCCUCAUCUUACAGCUGGGAGAUGUAUUCAGAAGACACCGUUCACUCAUUACCUUAUUUUAGCUAGAAAUCAAAGUGGCUAUAUUAACAUUGAUCUGUGAUUGAGAGUUCUGUAUUUUUUUUAGGUUAACAAUUAAAUAUAUAAUAUGCUAUUUUAAUAGAAAGGUAUAAUAAAUUUAAAUGGCAUGUCAGUCCAAAAUCUUUUUGGGAUGUCGGUCUGAAAAGGACAGUUUGAGCUGAAUCACUCACAAACUGUGGUGGAGGGCUCUUAGUUUUAGUGCUCUUGUAGAUCAGUGGAGUUUAUACAAAAACAGAAAUUUAACAAAUCAACAUAAAAGCACAGUCUUGUUUUUUUAAAGAAAUGGUGAAAGUCGCAGACUAAUCUGGGCAAAGGGCAGUGACGUAUCAACGUUUGUGUGGGGGCCAACUGAUUUUUGGAUCAGUUUUUCUUUUUUUUUCUUUUUUUGCACACUCAGAGACCGCAGCACUGUAUUAUCAGGAAGGUCUAAUUCCUGGACCAUGAAGGUUUUUAAUCUUUGCUGCGCAAUCUGAAGCCUCCUUCCAGCUUCCCCUCGGCCGUCUCAUUCAUUAGAGCCGGAACGGCCAAGAUCAGCAGUCCACCUCUUUGUAGAGCGUCUGUAUCAGGCUGAACAUGGAGAUGCUAAUUCCUAAAGGGGGAUUCCACUCAAACAAAGAAGUGGAGCGUUUUUAUUUUUAUUUUAUAAAUGUGUAAAGUACAUAAUAUCCAAGACUACUGAAUCUAUGUACUGCUGUACUUGCUAUUUUCUGUACAUGUAUGGGCUUUAGUUUCCUGUUGUCUUCCUUAUGUUUGUACUGUACUACACUUAAUCUCUGUAUGGUCAGUUUAGUCAUAUGCACUGUACUCAGGUUUCAGGUUAGAAUCAAAUUCACUCAUGUCAUGAAACAAUUUUUACAGCUUAUUUUGCCGAUGAUUAAUAAAAACUUGCAGAUGA
Molecule: messenger RNA, 3619 nt
Organism: Mugil cephalus (flathead mullet)
Lineage: Eukaryota; Metazoa; Chordata; Actinopteri; Mugiliformes; Mugilidae
Gene: pnp6
Product: purine nucleoside phosphorylase 6
Exons: 6
Coding region: 152-1015 (287 amino acids)
Biological process (GO): nucleoside metabolic process
Cellular component (GO): cytoplasm
Molecular function (GO): purine-nucleoside phosphorylase activity
Source: RefSeq, a predicted model, not a curated record